CAACACUCGUUUUUUCAGGUUCAGUUUCAGCUUGUUGUCUUGUCUUGUUCAACAAAAAAUAGUAAACUGUCAAAAUGUCGGUCAAUGCACAAGUUCAUUUGAGUAGCAGCGAAAAUACUAUAAAGAGUGAUAAAUCUUUAAAACAGUUGUUUCCUAAACGGGAUGAGUGCUCACAUGUGUCUUGUUAUUGCGAGGAAAAUGUCUGGAAACUGUGUCAAGAUGUAUCAAUAAGAAUCCCAGAGGAAUUGGAUAGAUGUUAUAUAGUUUUUAUUUCUAACCCUUGUCGUACGGUGCCUCUGUGGAAACAAAGGGCUGGGCGCGAGGAAGAUCGUCUCGUCAUAUGGGAUUAUCAUGUGAUAUUUCUAUACUCCUGGGACAGCAAAACAUGUCUUGUAUAUGAUCUGGAUUCUGAGUUGCCAUUCCCAACAUUUUUCCACAAAUAUGUUACAGAAACAUUUCGCACCGAUCAAGUUCUCAAGUCAGAUUUUCACAGGUUCUUUCGUGUAGUGCCUGCUAAGCAGUUCUUGCAGAACUUUGCGUCUGACCGACGCCACAUGAAGAGACCGGAUGGGUCAUGGAUUAAGCCGCCACCACCGUAUCCAGCAAUAUGUACUUCAACUUCAACCCACAACUUAGAUGAGUACAUCAACAUGGACUUAGGAGUUGGCCCUGGUCAGGUAUUUAACUUGACAGAUUUUGUUCAGCGGUUCUACAAAGUAAACAAGUAGUACAAAUUAUGUGCUGAUAGAUAGUGAAAUAUUGUUUUAAAGUUAGUUCCAUGACCCAAAUGGUUUGUGUUAUGUUGAUUAUGUUUUAAUAAUCCUUGUUUUGUACCUUAGAAGUUUCUUCCCACCUCACAUACCAAGAUUCCAGAAUGUAACAAUUAUCAUUUAUUGCUACCAAUAAUACAGUUUAUUGUAUUUGUUAGUUUACCUAAUAUGUCCUUGUGUCAUAAUUUAGAGAGGUUUUUGACUUGAUUAGUUAUUACUGUCCCCAAUGUUGUAUUAAAAAUACCUUAAAAUUUUGAAGCACAAUAAAUUAACGAAUUUUUUCCACAAAACACAAAGAUAAUGCACAAAUAUUAAUAGAAUCAAACAGUUAAAAGCUAUACCCACAAUAUUGUUAUGUAGGUUUAACUGAAUAAAUAUUGAGAUUAUACAUUAUUAGUAGUUAUUAAAUUUAAAUGAUAUAAUUAUGCAGUUAUGUAAUCAGAAACCUACAUAAGAAUAUGUUAUAAAAUUAUAUACAUUUCUCAGAUAAUUUUGAAUAAAAUAAUAACUACAUAAUGGAUAUGGCAAAUUAUAUAAUAAUUCAGGGCACUUCUAUUCCCCUUAAAAAGAUUAGCUGAUUUUGAUAUAAUUAGAUAGUUAAAUAUUAAGCGUAGGUAACUUUAAUCGAGAGGCUAGUGCUUAAAAUUUCAAUUUUAUAUGAGUAACAAGUGAGUAGUGUUUUGGAUGUUCUGCAUUUUCUUUCUAUUUGUCGUUAUUGUGAAAGAGUAUAUAAAAUAUUAUUAUUCGAAUAUAUGUGAAUCGUAUUUAUUCUCAUUUUGACUGAGGUAAUCCUUGUUUAUGGAUUGUGUGUUACCUUGAGUGAUAUAAAUUAAUAUUUAAGUAACUUUAUAGUAGUGUAUAUGGUCGCAAGUAGCUUUUGUAUGUUGUUAAACUAUUUAAUAAUUUUGUAACAACUUUUAUACACUCUUUUUAUUCUUCCCUAGCACCCUUAGAAAAUUGAUAAAAAUACCAAAAAUAUAUUUACGAAUAUUCGCUUACGGUAAGGGUUAAUCCAAAGUUUGAAUUGUAUGAUUCAUUUCUAAGGAGAUAGAGUUGUUUACGUCCUUCCACUUCCACCUAUGUAUUAAUUUAAUUAUGCAACUUAAGGAAAUCUUAUCUAUUGUUCUAAGUCUUGAAAUGUUUAUUUUACCUAAAAUAUUUACACUUAAAAUUGUACCUAUUAAAUAUUUUACAAUUUCUCUAUUAUGAGUAACAUUAACUAUGUACUUCAAUACUAUAUUAUACUUAUCCAAUAAGAUUAUUGAUACUACAAUAGUACAGGUUUAAAACAUUAGGUUUAUAAUUUUACUGAUAAAUAAAACGCAUUUAUUGACUACCUACCUACUUUCUGCAGGGUUUGUGAUCUGUGUUUGUAACUUUUACAGUUUACUAGUCCAAUGUUAAUUAUAUUUUAAGAUUUUAAGACAUUCUUCAAGUCCCUCAAAUCUUGUUUAAAAAUGCUUGUACCUAGUGUAAUGGCAGUUAAAAUAAUUUAACUAUAUGAAUUUGAGACCUAGUCAUUAUUGUUAAUUCUUCCUCCUAACAUAUAAUCACAUGUCACAUUAGUACUUAGUCGUCGAGGCGUAGCUGGAUAUUCUAUGGGACCAAACUCUUUCGACUGGAUGUGGUGGAACCCGGAGCGUAGAGCGAAUAUUUAAUCCCUGGGAGUGUGUUUACGUCCCAUUGGUUACGCCUUUGUCCUAUUACAUAUUAUCCACAUGUUACCGACUCAAUCGAUACCUUCCUUCUACGCCUUCAAAGUUUUAUCUAUUGACUGACAUAUGAGUGAUAAUUAUUGUGCUUGUGCUUUUAAUGUACCAAGUUACAUGUUUUUAAUUUAAGAUUUAUCAAGCAAAAUAAAAGAAACAUUACACGCUA
This is a messenger RNA of Helicoverpa armigera (cotton bollworm), 2648 nucleotides long. It is a transcript of the gene tun, whose product is annotated as protein N-terminal glutamine amidohydrolase. The transcript has 5 exons. Bases 75 to 728 code for a protein of 217 amino acids. Gene Ontology annotation, cellular component: cytosol; nucleus. The record is from RefSeq and is a predicted model, not a curated record. Gene Ontology annotation, molecular function: protein-N-terminal asparagine amidohydrolase activity; protein-N-terminal glutamine amidohydrolase activity. Lineage: Eukaryota; Metazoa; Arthropoda; Insecta; Lepidoptera; Noctuidae.